This is a messenger RNA of Melospiza melodia melodia, 2148 nucleotides long. RefSeq lists its product as uncharacterized. The record is from RefSeq and is a predicted model, not a curated record. Gene Ontology annotation, molecular function: RNA-DNA hybrid ribonuclease activity; nucleic acid binding. NCBI's taxonomy places the organism in Eukaryota, Metazoa, Chordata, Aves, Passeriformes, Passerellidae.
AUUUUUGUGAUCAAGGAAGUGGAUGCCUCUCCUAUUCCAGAAGAAAUUGAGCAGGCUGUAGUACCCUGGGUAUGGGAGUCAGGGGUCCCCGGAAAAUCUAAAGCUGCGCAGCCAGUAAAGGUGGAACUAAAAGAAGGGGCCCAACCAGUGAAGAUAAAGCAAUACCCCUUGAAGCCUGAGGCAAGGAGGGGAGUAGCCCCGUUAAUUAAACAAUUUUUAGCUCAAGGAAUAUUACAAGAAUGUGAAUCAGAGUAUAAUACUCCAAUUUUUCCAGUAAAGAAACCUAAUGGUAAGUACCGUUUGGUACAGGACUUAAGGGCUAUUAAUGAAAUAGUGAAAGACAUACAUCCAGUCGUUGCGAAUCCUUAUACCUUGUUAACAUCUGUAUCGGAGGAGUUUAAAUGGUUCUCAGUGAUUGACCUUAAAGAUGCCUUCUUCUGCAUCCCACUGGCAGUAGAGAAUAGGAAAUAUUUUGCCUUCGAGUGGGAGAGUCCUGAUUUUGGGAGAAAGAAGCAGCUUAUGUAGAUGAGACUCCCACAGAGAUUUAAAUGCUCCCCUACUAUUUGGAAACCAACUGGCCAAGGAGCUGGAGGAAUGGAAGAUAACCCAGGUAACAAUAUCCCCAUCCUUGUAUGUAGUCCUGCAGUACGUGGACGACAUCUUUCUGGCUACUAAGGAAAGGGAAAUGUGUGUGGAAUUAACAAUUAAAUUACUCAACAUGCUUGGCCAAGCAGGGUAUCGGGUUUCUAAGGAAAAAGCUCAAUUGGUCAAAAAUAGCCUUAUUUACCUCGGUUGUGAGAUCACACAAGGGCAGAGACGUUUGGGAGUAAACCGAAUAGAGGCAAUAUGUGCUAUUCCUUUGCCUCGUAACCAUCAGGAAUUGAGAUCUUUUCUAGGAAUGGUGGGAUGGUGUCGACUGUGGAUCAUGAAUUUCGGUCUCCUAGCCAAGUCACUAUAUGAGGCCUUGAAGCAGCAUCGGUUGGAGUGGACGACACAGCAAAAGAAGGCCUUCCAGGAAUUGAAGCAGGCACUAAAGGAGGCCCCAGCAUUAGGACUCCCUGACGUGACCAAGGAAUUCCAGUUGUACGUGAAUGAGAGGCAAAAACUGGCAUUGGGGGUCCUCACCCAGAAGGUGGGAUCCUGGAAGAGGCCAGUGGGAUACUUCUCUAAACAACUGGAUUCGGUAAGUUCCGGGUGGCCCUCGUGUUUACGAGCGGCAACAAUAAUUCUUAUUCAAGAGGCCCGGAAAUUGACUUUGGGGGCAAAAAUGAAAGUGUUUGUUCCCCAUAUGGUCAUGGCCGUUUUGGUGCAAAAGGGGGGUCACUGGCUAUCAUCCAGUCGAAUGUUGCAAUACCAGGCUAUCCUGAGAGAACAGGAUGAUAUUGAAAUAAGGACUACUACUCAUGUUAAUCCAGCAGAGUUUUUACGCAGUGACCAGGAGGCUCGGGGACUGGUGCACGAUUGCGUAGAGGUAAUUGAACAAGUAUAUGCCAGCAGACCCGACCUAAAGGAUGAACCAUUGGAAGAACCUGAAUGGGAACUAUACACUGAUGGAUCCAGUUUUGUCGAGAAUGGGACUCGCUAUGCCGGGUAUGCAGUGGUAACAUUGGAUCGGGUAAUAGAAGCAAAGGCUUUGUUACCUGGAACUUCGGCCCAGAAGGCAGAGGUGAUCAGACUCACCAGAGCCCUGUAUUUGAGCAAGGACAAAAGGGUUAAUAUCUGGACAGAUUCUAAAUAUGCCUUUGGUGUGGUUCAUGUACAUGGGGCGUUAUGGAAGGAAAGGGGGCUUUUGAAUUCACAGGGAACCAACAUCAAGCACCAGGAAGAAGUGCUACAGCUACUGGAUGCGGUACACAGUCCCAAAGCAGUUGCAGUAAUGCAUGUUAGAGGACAUCAGACUGCGGAAGGAGACGUUUACAGAGGAAAUCGAUUUGCUGAUGUUACAGCUCGGCAAGUGGCACGGGAAGUAUGGACUCAAAUGGCAUUGGUACCGGUAAGAACAAAUCCGGCUACCCCAUACCUGAAUCAGGAGCCCAAAUAUUCAAUAGAAGAUGGAAUCAACUUGGGUGGUACGUUACACCAAUGGGACAAAUAGUGGUACCUACCCACAUAAUGAAAUUUAUUUUGGAAUCAGAACAUAAUAAAUGU